Molecule: messenger RNA, 1458 nt
Organism: Harmonia axyridis
Lineage: Eukaryota; Metazoa; Arthropoda; Insecta; Coleoptera; Coccinellidae
Exons: 3
Coding region: 316-1224 (302 amino acids)
Source: RefSeq, a predicted model, not a curated record
UGACAAGCCCAAGAUAUGAUAUAAGAAGACAUAACCCUAAAAUUACUUCAAAUGCAAAUGAAAACAAAGCAUAAUAUAUAUAAUAUAUAACUUUCAUAUUAUAUUUCCUCUCAAUAAAAUAUUUACUAUAUACUUUUAGUAGAUCAGCUUUAUAAGUUUUAUAUCUUCUGAGUAAUAAUGGUGGUUAUUGGUUAGAAUCCAGUUCGCCUUGAUGUGUUUGACAAAGACCUUCUUCUCAGAAAGAAAUAUAAAGGAUCAGAUGCUAUUAGAAAUAGACUACUGAAAUCAUUGUCAUGCUCAAUUUCAACUAAUGCAAUGAGUUCUCAGCACAAGAAAAUUGGUAAAUUCUGUAAAUAUCCCUUUUGUGAGACCACUUCUAAUAGAAUGAUUAGACAGCCUUCCCAUUACAGCAAGAAAAAUUUUUACAAAUUUCCCAAAGAUUCUCGAUUAGCAAAAUGGAAAAAAGUUUGUAACAUUCAUCCAAAUGUUAAAUGUACACAUUUUUAUAUUUGUGAAGAUCAUUUUUUACCAUCAGACUUCAUGCUAAAUUGUCCAAUUAAAUUGAAUAGCAAAGCCAUUCCUAAGGAAAGAUCAAUGCCUGAAGAAAUCAAAGAGCACAAUUAUGCAGUUUCCCCUAAGGAUUUUAUUUCCACUGAGCAAAGUCACAAAAAGAAAUAUGAAAAAAAUACACAAAUGCAUAUCAAUUGGGCAAGAGCUUCAACGGAUGAUAAAAUUAAUUUCUUGAAUUCUUUUUUUGAAAAUCAAGAAAAUUUGAUGUGUGCUAAACCAAACUCUCAAAAAUCUAUCAAACAAGAUGAAGCAUCUCCAAAUUUCAUCUGUUCAGAACAAAGUGAGUUAAAUGUUAAAACAAUGAAGUCAUCUAGGGAUACCAAAAAUGAUUGCAUCAAUGGAUAUAAUUCUUUGAAUAUUAAUUUUUUUGAGAAUGAACAAACACUUAUUGAUAGCAAAUCAUUUCAUGAAAAAACUUUGAAUACACGCCCUUAUGUACAACCAAAUUCUUUAACUGAUCUAACUAUUAUUGAUGGCUCUUUAAUAUUAUUUUUACCAGUUCAAGUAGGACUGCCUCCUUCAGAAAGUAAUAUGGAUAUUUCAGAUAAUUCUGCAUUUCAAAAUUAUACUCUAGAGAAAAAUAAUUCAGAUUUGCCAUUUCAAAUCACGUCAGUUUAUUCUUUGAGUGAUUCAAAAAGCAGGGAAACCAAUUAAAAACCAGGACAUUUGGGAAUAUUUCAAUGAUGCCAGACAUCCUAUCAAACUUCAUAUAAAUGCAAUUCCUAGAUCUCUAUCAAAAGAUGAACACAAUUAUGCUCAUCAAAAGACUUGUCUACUAAAUGAUCAUAAUUAUGCUGUCAAUUCAAAUGAGUGAAUAUAUAUUUGUUAAUUUAGAAUGUACAAAUUAGUUUGUGUGAUUAUAAUAUAAUAAAUUCAUAACAUUUUUAA